Molecule: messenger RNA, 4697 nt
Organism: Caenorhabditis auriculariae
Lineage: Eukaryota; Metazoa; Nematoda; Chromadorea; Rhabditida; Rhabditidae
Source: the annotation of a GenBank genome assembly
AUGUGUGACGACGAAGUUGCCGCUCUUGUGGUCGACAAUGGCUCCGGAAUGUGCAAGGUACUGAUUAUUUUCCUACUGCUUCUCUCGAAUUUCCUGGAUUUUCUCUGAACUUGGAGCAUUUUAACAAAAAAAAAAAACAAGUUUUCUGGAUUUUCUGAAAACUCUUAUUUUUUCGAAUUCUUUUUCCACUUUCUCAAAACUUUUUCUUAAUUUCGCUGCGAAAAAACUAAUUUUUUUUUUGGUUGCUCCUUUUUUUCAGAGAAUUCUAGAACUUUCGAAAAAUCUAAAAACAGCGCGCCGCUUUUGUUUCCGAAAGUGCAAUGAGUCAUCGGCCAUCUGCCAUCUUUUCUCAAACGCUCGCCUCUUUUUUUUUCGAGUUUGCACCUUUCCUCCUUGGAAUCGAUUUUGUAAGCGCAUGGGAUAAAUCACAAUGAAUGUUUUUUGCAAAAAACCUUUUCUCGGUCAAAAAUCAGGCUUUUCGAACUAAUAUUAAAUCUCAAAAUAACAUGGUUUUGUUGUUUUGAAAAUUAUAGUGUAAUCAGAAAAAAAGUUUCCAGAUAAUUUUCAGUAAGAAGUUUUUCGAGCUUUUUGGAAAAAAGAUACUUUCGAAAUUUGAGUGAAAGAUUGCUAUCUAGAUUUUUAAGGGAAUCAAUUCUAAAACGCUCGAAAGCACGUUAAUUCCAUGAAAACGGUGUCAAAUUCGUUUUGGGCCUUUUUUGUUCUCACGCCUGUGAAAGCUUUCAGACAUUUUAAACCUAUUAUUUUUUCGCUUCGAAAUUUUGUAACUUUAUUGUGAGAAUCCCAAAUAACGCAAAGCUUUACAACAAACUUGGGAAAAAGUUGGCAGUCGAAAAAGUUUGGUGACACGGCUCGUAGCCAACGGAUAUUACGCCGCGACCGUGUGGGUGGAUGGGAGAUCUUAGGCCGGCGCGUAGUGUAAAGUGUGCACCUCGGCGGCUUGUCACUUCAGCGAUCUGCGGCCGGAGAGCACCCUCGACCUUCGCGCAUAAACAAUACAGUGCUAAGCUAGUGCGUAAUCUGUGGACAACGCUGAGCAAGUAGUAAAGUUGUGCAGUAACACGAAACAUCAAAAAUUCUAAUUUUUGGAAAAAUUUUCGAAGAUCUGAAGGAGCAAAACGUUUUAAAAUAUACUUUGAUUCAAUCAAUCUCAAUGUAAAAAGUUAAAGCUUGAACUUUUCGAAAAAGGAACCUGUUUUCGCUUGAAUAAUCCAACUCCAGCAGAAAACAUUCCGGAUCUAUUUUCAUCUCAGAAAAAAAAGUCAGCGUUAAAAGAAAAUUUUAUAAUUCGGUGUCUGAAAAAGGCCAUUUGUGAAAAUUUCGAUUAUUUUUAAGAAAGUUAAUCAUCUCAGAGGCGAUACCUAGUUACUCAGCAAAUUUCGAUCAUGAGAACUGUAUGAAUACAGUCAAGAGAUUACCUCCAAAAAGGUUCUAAUUUUAAAACCACUUGAAAAAUUUAUGGUUGUAGGAGACCUAAUCUCAGACGCUCCUUCUUUUUCUCAAUCCUCUACGCUAUCUCCAACAAAGUCAAGUAGCCUUUUUGCCCUGUUCCUCGGACCGUUCGAGAAGAUUUUUGCGAAGCCCUCAGCAACUAAUUGCAAGGGAACGCCUCGUUCCUCUACACAACAUCAAUUAUCCUCAGACAUAGGGGCCACUGUCGAACAAUGAGGACAUCUUGAAUAGUUAGCCAAUUUGCUGGACGUCAUGUCCCUUGAAAGCUGCUCAAGCCAUUGGUGGACCAAUAUGUUAGAAAAAUGAAGGUUUUCGAAACUGAGGUCAUAUUUUCUCAAUAAAACUGGUCUCGCCUCUUUUUGAACAAAAACUGUGGAACUUUCAGUCAAAAUUUUAGAGCUUAUCGACCUCUUAAGGGCUCAUAGGGAAAGUAUAACUUUUAACUUCAAAACUCCGAGUUUGGAAACCACUUUUUCUUCUUUUUUUUUUGCUUUGCUAAGAAGAACCAGAGCCACAACCCGCUUUAAGUCAAGAGGCAACCGAUUGUUGCUAAAAGCGGCUAGGAUGAGAUAUAUUCGCGGCGCAAAUCUCCUUUGUGGUUGAGAGGUGCCGGUAACGCAGGCGGAGGCGAGUGAGGGCCGCUGUCAAGGCCGCUCUUCUCCUUGACCAAAAGACCUCAGAAAAAAGAAGAGCGCGAGGCUUGGGAGGCAGGAGAACGUCUUUUUUCCGAUCACUGCCUCCGUCUCGUCAUAUUUGGCGGAUCGGCUCCCUCUGUUCGAUGCGAAUCUGUUGUGACGUGUGGGGGAUCUGACCUGGUGAUCAGACUUGGAUCUGUUGAUUGGCAGAAUAUCUUACGAAAGGGUAUAUGACCUCGGAAAAAAGUUUGGCGCUCCGUUUCCGUCUGGAGGUCAUCUGGCAUAUGUGCCUCUUUUUGUCUGAGAUUUCUAGCUAUUUAUCAGGCAGGGAUAUACUGAGUCAAAAAGGAAUUUUUUCGAUUUUUAGAAAUUAGAAAAAAAUUUGAAAAUCGAUGCCGUUGUUUAGUUUUUGAGAAAAAUCAUAAUUUCAAAAAUUGCCUUUUUUGAGUUGCAGAUCCCAUAAGAGGAAAUUUUCGAAAACAGAUUUUUGCACUUAUUUUCGAUUAUUCGAAUUUUUCUUUCAAAAAAACCGCCGCGCUUUCCCCAAUAGUUGAUGAGGACCAUCAAGCCAAGCGGCAGGAGGGAACGCGUGUUUGCUCUGCACUCGCGGCGUGGCUGUAGCAUUUCUUGGGAAAUGCCUUGAGCCCAUCUUGGCUUUCCUCCUCAGCCGCCGCACUCGCGUUUGACUGCAAAUACAAAAGGUUGGCGGCCAAGUCUUUUCUGAAAAACGUAGUAGCAGCUUCGAACCGAACCGCGAUCGAGGGACCAGAUCCUUGCCACAUAUGUUAUUUGAGCGAAUUAAAUGGCCGCCGAUGAUGCACAGAUGGCUGCUCCUUCGCACCCAUCGUUUAGAUGCUGAGUUGACAUGUGAAACCCUCUUAAGACAGGCUUUUCACAUAGAUUAUUUGCAUAAUGCGGUUAACCAUUCGCGGAUUUGAGCUUGUUAGAGGCGAGAAAUUGCAUUGGGUCGGAAUAUCACAUCUAGUUAAGAAUUGAUAGCCGAUUUUUGUUAAACGCGAAAAAAAUUUUUUCAGUACAUAAUCGUACCAAUUUCUCCAUUAAAAUCUUAUCCUGUCAAUUUUUCAGGCCGGAUUCGCCGGAGACGAUGCUCCGCGCGCCGUCUUCCCGUCCAUCGUUGGACGCCCUCGUCACCAGGGUGUCAUGGUUGGUAUGGGACAGAAGGACUCGUACGUCGGAGACGAAGCUCAAUCCAAGAGAGGUACUGCUCUUGAAAACUCGGGUCAAAAAUAUCUUCAUAAAAUUCAGGUAUCCUCACCUUGAAGUACCCGAUUGAGCACGGAAUCGUCACCAACUGGGACGACAUGGAGAAGAUCUGGCACCACACCUUCUACAACGAGCUCCGUGUUGCUCCGGAAGAGCACCCAGUGCUCCUCACCGAGGCUCCUCUCAACCCCAAGGCUAACCGUGAAAAGAUGACCCAGGUUCGUGGAAGUUUUCUUAAAAAAAUCUGAGACUUUUUGUGUGAAGAUCGGCUAAAUUCCUCUCAUUUAGAUUUUAUUACCCAGCUUCAAAUUUUCUUCAAUAAAUCUGAAAGAAUCAAAUCAAAAUUUUAAGAAACAAGAUUCAACAAAGGAAAAAAUUUGAAAACUAUCAAUAUUCAAAUUUGAAAAAGGCGAUUUUCAGAUCAUGUUCGAAACCUUCAACACCCCCGCCAUGUACGUCGCCAUCCAGGCCGUCCUCUCCCUCUACGCUUCCGGCCGUACCACCGGUGUCGUCCUCGACUCCGGAGAUGGUGUCACCCACACCGUCCCCAUCUACGAAGGUUACGCUCUUCCCCACGCCAUCCUCCGUCUCGACUUGGCCGGCCGUGACUUGACCGACUACUUGAUGAAGAUCCUUACCGAGCGUGGUUACUCGUUCACCACCACCGCUGAGCGUGAAAUCGUCCGUGACAUCAAGGAGAAGCUCUGCUACGUCGCUCUCGACUUCGAGCAGGAGAUGGCCACCGCCGCCUCCUCUUCUUCUCUCGAGAAGUCGUACGAACUUCCUGACGGACAGGUCAUCACCGUCGGAAACGAGCGCUUCCGUUGCCCGGAGGCCAUGUUCCAGCCCUCGUUCUUGGGUAUGGAGUCUGCUGGCAUCCACGAGACCUCGUACAACUCCAUCAUGAAGUGCGACAUCGACAUCCGUAAGGACUUGUACGCCAACACCGUCCUCUCCGGAGGUACCACCAUGUACCCUGGUAUCGCUGAUCGCAUGCAGAAGGAGAUCACUGCUCUCGCUCCCAGGUUCGAAGCCAUCUUAAACUUAAACUUUCAUUCAACCUUCACAGUUCCUUAAAAAAUUCUAAGAUCUAGCGCUGAAUUUUUCGGACUCAUAAAAAAUCAUCUAAAACUUAAGCGAGAACUUUUGAGCAGACAAACUGAAAUUGAAAAAAAAAAAAAAGAUGGUUUUUAAAUGAUUUUUUUCCAGCACCAUGAAGAUCAAGAUCAUCGCUCCCCUGAGCGCAAGUACUCCGUCUGGAUCGGAGGAUCCAUCCUCGCCUCGCUCUCCACCUUCCAGCAGAUGUGGAUCUCCAAGCAGGAGUACGACGAGUCCGGCCCAUCCAUCGUCCACCGCAAGUGCUUCUAA